AUGGCGGUGGCCACAGAAUUGUCGUUGCUGGAGAAGUCCCUGGGAGAUAAAGUCUACCUUACAGGGUAUAACUUUACUUUAGCAGAUAUCCUAUUGUACUAUGGACUUCAUCGCUUUAUAGUUGACCUGACAGUUCAAGAAAAGGAGAAAUACCUUAAUGGGCAGGUAUCCAGUUACCCUGAGUUACUGACGGUGAAUCCACAUGUGUCUGCAGCAACUUCAGUUCUUGCCUCCUUAGGAGAAAGAAUUCGACUGAGGGACAUAAAGUGGAAGAAGAGACCAAGGCGAGUUUUAGAGGAGGAGUGGUGGGCUGCCCGCAUGCACAGUGUGUUAUGCCCAGACCGUUUGUUCCCCAAAGAAGACCACCAGAGUCCAGAGUCAAAGCCAAGCGGCAAGGAUCUUUAAUGCAAGUUC
Molecule: messenger RNA, 414 nt
Organism: Rhinopithecus roxellana (golden snub-nosed monkey)
Lineage: Eukaryota; Metazoa; Chordata; Mammalia; Primates; Cercopithecidae
Product: eukaryotic translation elongation factor 1 epsilon-1-like
Exons: 3
Coding region: 1-405 (134 amino acids)
Biological process (GO): positive regulation of DNA damage response, signal transduction by p53 class mediator
Cellular component (GO): nucleus; cytoplasm; aminoacyl-tRNA synthetase multienzyme complex
Source: RefSeq, a predicted model, not a curated record